GGGGUCUUUAGAAUUUCUUCCCUUGUUGCCUUGUUUGCUUGCUUUCAGCUUUCUUUGAUUCAUCGGUUUUUUGUUGAGCGAACGUUUUUGCCAAGAACGAUAACCACUCGAGCAUUUGAACACCCCUCGUCCUAAAGGACAGAUUGAACGGCUACUCGCCGCAGAUUCCCUUCCGUAAAAUGCGGAUAUUCCACCUGUUUCCCCUGCUUUUACUUGUGGAAUGGACGAAAGCUACGCGGAUUUCACGGGACUUGAUUGAUAACGGCGACGACAACAAUCUUGGGAUAUUGAAUCGAGUUCGCAUUCUUUUAGGCGAUGAUGACAAACAUGAUGACGAUGAUGAUGACAAAACGUCGUCGUCGUCGGCGCUUCCCACUGUAGGACCCACAAAUACGCCGGUGACGUUUACGACUAAACAACGGCAGGCGAUUACGUUGGAUGAGAAUGUCUCUCCUGUAGUUACUGUCUCGUCAACCAGUACUGGGACGACCCCGCUCAAGACGACACCAACGCCAACAUCCGUCAAGACUGACAAGGCCGGUCGCCCAUCCCCAACUCCAUCCCCUCCAACUUCGUCUCGCAUCGUUCCUGCGGGAAAACCCGCCAUCAACCUCCAGCUGCCAGUCGGUUCACUCGAAUUCGCCUAUGGAAUCGAUGACUUUGAACCCACCAAUUCUUUUCACUUUUACUGGACGGUGGAAACCGAUAGUAUACAUGGUGCCCUUACUUUCAAUGCCACCAAGUACUGGAUGGCAUCUAAAAAGGGCGAAAAAGGCAAAAGCAUUUGGAACGCUUGGAUAGGAUUCGGGUUCGGGCCCUCCAUGUUGACAUCUGACAUGUUGAUCCUGUACGCCAACCCGAAUACCAAGCGGAUCCUAUUCACAGAGUCGGAUCCGUCCAAAAAGUAUUCCCCGCCUGUUCCCUCCGCUCACAAAAUCUUGGUGACAGACGGGUUACUCCAGACGGUUGUCGACAAUACAAUUGUUUUUGAAUUUCGCCGCCCAAUACGUCCCUCUGACAACAACCACUGGAACAUUGACAUUGAUGAGGAGUUUAGUGUUAUCUGGGCAUUCAAUGCGGACCCAGAUGAGCGGGGCAAAGAUGGAUACCUCUUUUAUCACGGCGAACGGAAUAGAGGGAGACACCUGAUCAACUUUUUGAACGGAGCAAACAGGAUCGUGAAUGAUGGCAUGCGCUCCAAAGAAGCGCACGGAAUUGGCAUGUUCGUUUCUUGGUGUAUUUUGAUGCCGUUUGGACUCUUUUGGUCACGGUAUAUGAAAUCCCGCCCCGGAUGGAUGAGAAUCCACAUUGCGACCCAAACCCUCGCGACGCUCCUCACCAUCAUUUUUUGCUCCAUCAUCAUCGCCGCCCUCCGUCCCGAAGACCCGCGCAACACACCGCGAAGCGAGAACCACGAUCUCAGGUCGCAUCCUCUACUCGGCUUGAUCCUUUUCCCUCUUAUCAUGACCCAAGCUUUCCUCGGAACCUACAAUCGUCUCGGCUUGAGCGUGGAAUGGAUCAAACGGCAUAAAUGGUUCCGCAUCCUGCAUUCGUGGAUUGGAAAGGCCCUAGUCUUUACUGGGUUUGUGCAGAGUGGCUUGGGCAUCGAUAUCAUGUAUCCGUUGGAGGAAACGUACUUUAGGGGAAAGGGACAGUGGAUUUUCUUUGCGAUAGUGUGUGUCUUUUGGAUGGGGCUGUUUGUCGGUAGUGAGGCAGUUGGGUGGUGGAACAGGAGACGGACGCUGCAAGUUUCGGGAAAAAAGGUUAAUGCCUGGUACACACCCGGUAAACAAACGACUCCACCAGCCGUUAAGGAAGAGCUCUCAAAGACCUCCCAAGAUCUAGCACUCAAUCACAGCACGCCUUCUAAGCCCCUCCAAAAAUACACCUGGGGAGAUAUUGACAGCGCUAUCCUCGCCGGAGAACUUCUUGUCGUCGCCAACGGUCAAUACGUUUACGAUAUCUCCCGAUGGGUGUCCUCUCACCCCGGUGGGCAACUGAUUAUGUACACGGUGGCAGGAACGGACAUUACCAACGAUUACUUUGGGGAAGCGGGUGUAGAUCCCGACGAGUUUUUGCGGCGAGAAAAUGUGAGCGACGGUAUCGACCGUGCGUCUGUUCUUCCAGAAAUAAACGGCAAGAGCAACUUGAACAAUAGCUUGCCCCGCGUCAGGACCUUGCCUCGUCGCAAAACGCUCAUGGAGGCUAGCUCGCCGAGGUCGAGCUCAGCCGCCCCACCAACGUACGGCUCAACAAGCUUUACCGAACAGGAAUGGCGGCUGAUUCAAAAGUCACGGAGAACCCAUUCCCACACUAACGCAGCCCUCGCAAGACUCUCCACCUUACUGGUGGGCGAAAUCACAGGUUCAUCCGCAACCUGGAUUCCAGCCCAAUACCAUCGAUACGCCCUCGUAUCGUCGACUCUCCUCACUCCACCCUCGCACUCAUCCCCCAUCUACAAGCUCAAAUUCACGAUCCUCUACCCACACACUGCAACCAACCCACCCCACUUUGUUCCAGGACAGGCCAUCCAGCUCUCAACGCGCAUCAACAACACCAUCCACACGAGAUUCUACACUCCCAUAAAUGGAUCUAUGGGGUCCUUUGAAAUCAUUGUCAAACACACUGGAGGGCCCGUAUCCUCCUUUUUGACUCGAUCUAAAGAAGGGGAACGACAAUGGAAGUUCCGAGGACCGUGCGGUGUGGGCACGUUCUCAACACACCCAUCUCGUCCCCUCUCAUCCACACAAAGCAUUCCUGAAAAAAUUCUUUACAUCUCGGCGGGUUCGGCACUCGUUCAAGCCCUUCAAUUCCUUUCAACCCUCUUUUUACCCGCCCAAGUUCCCCUCCAAGUCUUCCAAUCCUACUCACCACAAAACCCCGACGAACUCGCCCUGUCUCCCUCCGAUCAAGUUCUCGUCCACUCACACUCUUAUGAUGGAUGGGCAGAAGGGCGCAACAUAACCACCAACGAGUCUGGUGUCUUCCCCUUGGGCGUCACGUAUCCCCCAUGUGGGGCCCUCCCCGUCGUGACGCUCUUAUCGUGUGUACAUUCUGUUGAUGACUGUAUUGGCCGGGAACUUAUUGAGGGAGCUUGCUUGGCCUAUCCAGGCCAGCUUCGUGUCAUGUGGGUUCUUUCCACACCAGCGCCAAAAGCUUCGUUUUCGGACUCGUGCAUCGUGCACGAGGGAAGGCUGGAUCAAGCCGUCUUGGACCAGGCAUUGAAUGUUGCGGGGUGGAAUAGGACAAUGUCGGAUGCAUCGCAAAAGAUUUUGGUGUGUGGUCCAAAGCCGUUUGAAGGGUUCGUGUAUGAGAGUUUGGUGGAUGGUUUGGGCGUCUCGCAUGCGGAAGUAUGUGUGCUACCAGAUGAGCCAAAGGUUGCAGAGUCGUCAUAGGCAUUGUUAGUGUAGCGUUUGAAUAGUUUAAGAGGCGAAGUUUGGAUAGACUCGUCUCCCACAUGUACCAUAUAGUCUGUAGGAUCAGUUUGCAAAAGCUUGUAUAGGAAGUAGGCUGCAACAUGAAAAGAUUAAAGAAUACUGACUCCAGCCAAAGAUCUCCAUUUCCUCAA
Molecule: messenger RNA, 3568 nt
Organism: Spizellomyces punctatus DAOM BR117
Lineage: Eukaryota; Fungi; Chytridiomycota; Chytridiomycetes; Spizellomycetales; Spizellomycetaceae
Exons: 2
Coding region: 180-3395 (1071 amino acids)
Molecular function (GO): protein binding; oxidoreductase activity
Source: RefSeq, a predicted model, not a curated record